AUGUCGAGCAAACACGCAAACCACACAGCAGCCGACGAGACCAGCCCGCUCAUCAAUGGCGGUGCCUCGUCGGCUCACGAUACAACCAGCCGUCGCAAUGGCAACGGCAACGGCCAUGUCACUCUCAGCCGAGACUCGAGUACUAUGACUUUCCUCUUCGACUCGAAGCAUACCCCUGGCAUCCACAACCAGAACAUUGCCAUCAGGAGCCUGGCUUAUUCGUGGCACAUCGCCAAGGUCACUCUUCUCAGCAACUAUGUCAACUUUCUUCUGGUCAUGGUGCCUCUUGGCAUCAUCGCUGGUAAGAUGGGUUGGAAUUCCACUGCCGUCUUCACCAUUAACUUUUUCGCCAUUAUCCCGCUCGCCGCUGUCCUCUCGUUUGCGACAGAAGAGUUCUCUCUAAAGCUCGGCGACACCCUGGGUGGCCUGCUGAAUGCUACUUUCGGAAACGCCGUUGAACUGAUUGUCAGCAUUGUUGCUCUUCAGCGAAACGAAAUCGAGCUUGUCCAGGCCUCAAUGCUUGGCAGCAUCCUCUCAAACCUUCUUCUUGUCAUGGGAAUGUGUUUCUUGUUUGGCGGCAUCAUUCAUCGAGGCGAGUCUGGCAACGGAAGAGAACAGGUCUUCUCCUCAGCCACUGCCCAGACAACUUGCUCUCUUAUGACUCUGUCCUCGGCCUCGCUUGUCAUUCCAGCUGCUCUAUAUGCUGUUUUGGAUCAGAGUGGCUCCAAGGAAAAGGCACAGAGCAUUCUCACCUUGUCCCGUGGUACCGCCAUCAUUCUGCUUUUGCUUUAUGUUCUUUAUCUUGUUUUCCAGCUCCGUACACACAGCAACCUGUUCGAUGCCGAGAACCCACAGGAAGACGAGGAAGGCGAGCCGGAGGAGCCCACUAUUGGCCCUGUUGCUGCCAUUGCUGUUUUGGUCGUCACUACCGUCUUGGUCACUGUCUGUGCCGACUAUCUGGUUGACAGCAUUGAUGAUCUUGUCACUACUUCGGGAAUCAGCCGUGGAUUUAUUGGUCUGAUCUUGAUUCCCAUUGUUGGAAACGCCGCCGAGCACGUCACAGCUGUUGUCGUUGCCGUCCGUGACAAGAUGGAUCUUGCUAUGGGCGUUGCCAUCGGUUCAUCUAUCCAGAUUGCUCUUUUGGUCACCCCCUUCCUCGUCAUUGUCGGCUGGAUCAUUGGAGCCGAGAUGACCCUUCACUUUGAAACCUUCCAAACUGUGGCAUUUGCCGUUUCUGUCCUUGUUGUGACUUAUACGGUCCAGGAUGGCAAGUCGAACUAUCUCGAGGGUGCUAUGCUUAUGGGUCUCUAUAUUAUCAUUGCCUUGGCCUUCUACGCCACCCCAACUGAUGUUAUGGACCCUGGCAACUAA
Molecule: messenger RNA, 1371 nt
Organism: Fusarium pseudograminearum CS3096
Lineage: Eukaryota; Fungi; Ascomycota; Sordariomycetes; Hypocreales; Nectriaceae
Exons: 4
Coding region: 1-1371 (456 amino acids)
Biological process (GO): calcium ion transmembrane transport; intracellular calcium ion homeostasis
Cellular component (GO): fungal-type vacuole membrane
Molecular function (GO): calcium:proton antiporter activity
Source: RefSeq, a predicted model, not a curated record